AUGGAUGCAACGUUCCUUUCCAAAGAGUCCUUUGUUCCAUUCAGUGAACGGUUCUCUGAACGCCAAUUAAUCCAAGAAGGACACUCAAUUGGUGAAGCAAAAGUCUACCACCAAGAGGCGCUCAAGCUCGAAAAAUACAUCGACGAAGCCGUCUGUGGUUUACGUGCAAUUGGUAUGCCAGAACACCGGGUCAAGAAGAUAUUCAAAGAACUAUCCAUGUAUCCUGCUAAAACAAAACACUUGCCAAAAUAUGCUGCUAAUGCAAGAAUCAUCAAGAAUACUAUCUGUUCAUCGCUGUAUUAUAUUGACGGGUUGACAAUGGAUCCACUGUUCAUCUUAAAAAUGCCUAAGGUUAUUCAAGAGUUCAAGGUUGGUGUGAAUAAAUGGGAACCUCUUCUUGAUACAGCUAGCCUUAAAAUUAAAUUCACCGCCAUCAUUCUUACAUUAAUAUGUGCAUUGGUUCGCUUUGACAGCGCUAACAGCAAAUUGUACUGGCUCAAUCUCAUUAUGUACUACCAUUUCUUCCAAAAGGCUUUUGAAGGGCCCUGUUUGGUGCUUGGAGAUACGGUCUAUUGGUUGUUUGUUGAUUUAAAGAGGAGGAUUACGGAGUGGGCAGGUACUGACUUUCUUUGGAGACGAAUAAACGAUGAUGUCGAUUUAGUAUGGGAACACUCUGACACUGCUUCGUUGGCCUUUAUUUGGUUUGUGAUUAUGGUCUUUGGAGCAUCGUUGGUUCUGGUAUUGUGUGGGGCAGUAAAGAUGAUGAAUGAAAGAAUGAAGAAAACACUAAGGAAAGUAUCUGGCUAUAUGUUUCUUUAG
Messenger RNA from Candidozyma haemuli, 819 nucleotides. RefSeq lists its product as uncharacterized. Bases 1 to 819 code for a protein of 272 amino acids. NCBI's taxonomy places the organism in Eukaryota, Fungi, Ascomycota, Pichiomycetes, Serinales, Metschnikowiaceae. The transcript has a single exon. The record is from RefSeq and is a predicted model, not a curated record.